Messenger RNA from Epinephelus lanceolatus (giant grouper), 3104 nucleotides. The record is from RefSeq and is a predicted model, not a curated record. Lineage: Eukaryota; Metazoa; Chordata; Actinopteri; Perciformes; Serranidae.
AUCACAGCUCUGAUGAAGUUUGAUUGAUUGUUUGAAAUCCGGUGAACCUGCUUAAAGUUCAAAAUGGCUGAGAAUAUCAAACUCCUGAAUCACCUGAAUGACCUGACACAGGAUGAGCUGAAGACAUUUCAGUGGUACUUGAUCCAUUAUGACCAAGAGGGACAUCGACGCAUACCGAGGUCCCGCCUGGAUAGCGCUUCCAGAAUGGACACUGUGGAUAAAAUGGUGCAGGCUUACGGGGGAGACGGUGCUGUGGAGACCACGAUGGACAUUCUCGUAAAGAUCAAUCGUAAUGACCUUGCAAUAAGGUUAACUCAAGCCAAACGCGUCUCAAAAGUGGAUGCACAUUGGAUCGUUAAGGAUCUGUCUUGUCCAGUUUGUCAUGAUAUUUUCAUGGAGCCUGUUAUGCUGCAGUGUGGCGACAGCAUCUGUAAGAGCUGCGUGCGCAAAGACGAGAGGAGGGAACUCACUUGGAAAUGCCCACGCUGUUGGAAAGAGACACACACUGAACCUCAGGUUAAUUCCGCUCUGAAGAGGUUGUGUGAAAACUAUAGAAAAAGAAAAGGAGAAGGACCCCUCAUAACAGAGUCAGUUUCCACUAUUCAGGCUUCGUUGCAUCAAUUCAAACCCAGCUACAGCGCUCAGAAUGGAAGCAAUUUGGUCGCUCCCGUCAUGAGUGGUAAUAAUAUUGGUGGUAGCGUCUUCAUCAUCGGCACAGUCCAAGGGUCUGUCGUUUCCUCAAAACAGGCACUGAACCACGUGUUUGCAGACAGCUGUGGUGCUCUGCAGCCCCAGAAUCAAGAUUGGUCCAAGAAUUUGAUGGCCUGCCACUAUCUCUCCUGCUGUAUGACUGAAGCAGCAUCUUUGGAAAGAGCUACAGCCUUCAAUAAAACCACAGUUGGGGAGUUCUUUGACAAUCUGUCUGAAGCGAUGGACAGGUUCAGAUUCCCUCCAAACAUGAUCUAUAAUGUCGCCGUAACAGGUGUCACACCAGAGCAGACCUCAAAGCAGGCAGUGGCAGUAAGAGGAAAGACGCAAGUGGGCGUCAUCACGCCUGCCGAAAGAGAAUCGCAUGUGACUGUGGUCUGUGCAGUCAAUGCCACUGGGAAUGCAGUCCCUCCCAUGUUUAUCUUCCCAGGAGUCGAAUACAAUGACCACUUCAUCACAGGAGCACCUCCAGGAUCAACUGGCGCCUCCACCCCAUCUGGCUGGAUCAAUGAAGACACCUUUGCAGAGUUCCUUGAAUGUCUGGUUCGGUACACCAACUGCUCCACCGACCACCCCAUGCUGCUAAUCCUUGAUAAACAUCAGGUCGCCUUUUCACAGAAGGCACUGGAUAUAGCAAAAAGAAAGGGUAUUGUUAUGCUCUCAACCCCAGCCCACACAUCCCAUCGCCUGCAGCCUCUGCACAAGAGUGUUUUUGGUCCAUUUCAGACCUAUUACAACAGAGCUCUUGAUGGUUGGCUGAGAUCUAACCCAGGCAAAACAGCCAGCAUAUACCAAAUCCCUGGAUGUGUGAAUGAGGCUUUCAUGUCAGCCAUGACGCCACGAAAUAUCAACGCUGGAUUCACGUCCACAGGGAUCUUCCCUUACAACAGGGACAUUUUCUCUGAUGAGUUUGAACCAGACGUGGCGUCAGACAUGCCAAAUCCUGUGGAUUCAAUGUCCAUGUCUGCUGAGCUGCCUUUACAUGCAUGUGCUCCACCAAGUGGCCCAGAUUCGAAUCCACACAGUAUCCAGACUUAUACACCUUGUAGCAUCCAAUAAUGUAACUCGGGCUGAAACAAUUCCUCGAGUGACUUUAUUUAUUCUCAAAUCCAUGACUAAAAAGCUUCGUUAAAUCCAGUGCAACUGUACAGCAGGCUGUGUUUUGCAUGGAUGGUUGUUUCUGUUGCACAACGCACUUCAGUUACUUUCUCUGUUGAUUGCCUGCGCAGCUGUAACGUGGAUGUGAAGCGCGGAUUGCAAGACAAUGGACGAAGAGGGACAAGAAAACAGCAAGAGACAAAAAGAGGAGACACGUCAAAAAGUGUCAAGAGUGUGGGAUCAUUACAAGUUAAAAUUAAAAGAACGAAAACUUGUUAGCAUACCACAACAGCACGUCCUCAGUGCUACAACAUCUCAGUAGAAAACAUUCGGUGUAUGCAUCGAGUUCACAGAGCGGAUCUGACUCAACAAGGGAACAUUAUCAUCACGUUUAAUUGCAUUUAACCUUCAUCAGGGAUUGCUGGCUGAGAUUCAGAACGCAUGUAAAGAACGUACGCGUAUCGCUUCUUUGGCUGAUUAAUGUGGUGGCUAACAUCACAUGGCGUUGUAUCACAUGUAUUAGCUAAGUUUUGCUAGGGAAUAUAAUAUAUUUGUUAACACGUGCACCCUUUACUCAUUCAUUCAUUCAUUUACUCAUUCAUAGAGUAUGAAGCCUAAAUGCACAAAUCCAGUACAGCAGGUAUAUUAAUUUGCAGUGAGUAGGGUCAGCAGGUGUGAGGAACCCCCUUGACUGCAGUGAAUGAGUCGAAACUAGACAAUCACAGGAACUUAAAGUAUGAUAUUUAUAAAGGCCAAGUAAUAAAUAUCAAUAAAAAUGUAUUAUAAUCUUUUUUUGGAAAGUUGCAGAGUGGUACUUUGGACAGCUUUGUGCAAAGGGUUCCACCAUGUUUAACUGAGGAAGCAGCUGAGUUUACAGACAGCAGAUGCAUCAUUUGAUCUGUCAUAGCUGUUAAAGUUCACACUGCAGACAAGUGGGGUUUUUUUUUUGCAAUUAAAGCAAUAAAAAUGUUGAAUUUUCAGAAAAGGAAACAAAUGUGUUGCUCAUUUAUCUCAUUUCAGAGACUUGUAUUAUUUACUCUUUUAUAUUACCAUUACCCUUAAAUAAAGCUAAAGUAAUUUAACGAAAACAUGCAGUAUUUGUUAUCCAAUUACUCGAUUAAUCACCAGAAUACUCCAUUACUAGGAAUUGAUAGCUGCAGCCCUAAAUGUAAAAACUUCCUGAAAACAUAACAGAUGAAAAUGUAAUACUGAACCCAACUGAAAAUAUAAAAACCCAGUAAUGUAAUAACUUGACCAACAAUGUAAUAAAAUGGCCUGACUGAUAUUUUUACAGGUGA